AUGGUAGUCACACUUGCACCAGAGCAACCAUUUCUCAAGAUCAUUCGAAGCUGGAGAAGCAAUAAAGCCGUUGGUUGGGAUUCUAUCACAAUUGCAGAAGCGAUAAAGCCAUUGGUUGAGGCGGACCCCUCCUUAAAGGUAAAGUCAGUUAUAGCAAAAGUGCAAUCGAAUUUCAACUACACCGAGCCAUCAGCUGUUGUCCAUUUUGAGACUAUGCCUGCAUAUCAAGGCGAUGACUUGGUGGGUGAUAUUCGAGUACUGCAUCGAGUAUUUUGGAGUUAUUACCCCUAUAUUAGGGCAUUCAGACAUUGUAAGCCAGUAGUCCAGGUGGAUGGGACUCACUUGUACGGAAAGUAUAAGGGUUGUCUGCUAGUGACAAUUUCACAAGAUGGCAACAACAAUAUCGUCCCAAUUGCGUUUGCUAUUGUGGAGGGAGAGACUUCUGAUGCAUGA
Molecule: messenger RNA, 453 nt
Organism: Arachis duranensis
Lineage: Eukaryota; Viridiplantae; Streptophyta; Magnoliopsida; Fabales; Fabaceae
Exons: 2
Coding region: 1-453 (150 amino acids)
Source: RefSeq, a predicted model, not a curated record